This is a messenger RNA of Camellia sinensis, 1863 nucleotides long. Lineage: Eukaryota; Viridiplantae; Streptophyta; Magnoliopsida; Ericales; Theaceae. The record is from RefSeq and is a predicted model, not a curated record.
AUGAUUGAUGAUGAUUCUGAUUUUCAGAAUAUGUUGUCGCCUGUUUAUCCCCUUGGUGUUGACCGGGUUGAUGUGACUAUUACUGAAAUGGGCAUUUCAAAUGAAAAACAUAGAGUUGGAGAAUCAGGGGACGCUACUGGAUCCAACAUUACUGAUGAUGAAAUUGAUUUACUCCCUAUGUUUUGUCAACAUGAAGAAAGGACUUUGUUGUCUUGUGGAUGGGUGAAUGGAAUUACUCAUGUAGGUCAAAGAUUUAUUGGAGGUGCAAAGGAUUUCCGAACUGCAUUAUGUAAAUAUGCCAUUGAGAUAGGAUUUGAGUUUGUGUAUGUGAAGAAUGAGAAGUGUCGGGUCAUUGCUGUGUGUUCAAUGCGGGAGUCGAAAGCUUGUUUAUGGCGAGUACAUGCAUCUCUAGAAAGUGCUAAUAAUUUUUUCUACAUUAGGACUCUACAUGAUGAGCAUACUUGUGGAGCUGCAGCUCGUACUUCUAAAAACUCAAGGAUGAGUUCAAAUUUGGUUGCAAGUUUGAUUGUUAAUGAAGUUCGUGGAAAUCCCCAAACUCGUCAAAUUGAUGUUGUGCGCCAAUUUACAGAUCAAUACGGGCUCACCAUUACAUACAAUCACACUUGGUUGGGAGUUGAGAAAGCUAGGACUACUACUUUUGGAGAUUUCUCUAUGUCUUAUGAUGAGAUUCAAUGGUAUAUGGAUAUUGUGAUGAGCACAAAUCCUAGUCGUUAUUUGCGUCUUAACUAUAACCAUCAAUGUGGACAGUUCAAGAGGUUUUUUGUUGCAUUUAAUGCUUCCAUUCAAGGGUUUAGGCAUUGCCGUCCUCUAUUGUUUAUUGAUGGAACUUUUCUGAAGGGGAAAUAUAAGGGCACCUUGUUAACAACUACAGCGAAGGAUGGGGAUCGAGGUUUUUCCCCUCUUGCAAUGGCAAUUGUCGAUACGGAGACUACAGACAGUUGGGAAUGGUUUUUUACGCAUUUGUCGAAUAUAUUGUUGAAUGAAAGACCAAUUACCUUCAUAUCUAAUCGGAAAGAUGGACUUUUGGAGGCUUUACCCAAGGUUUUACCUACCACUUAUCACUAUUUUUGUCUCCAACACUUGAAGGCCAAUUUGAGGGAUAGGUUCUCUGGUCCAAGUUUCAGUAAUACUUUCAAGAGUAGAAUAGUUUUUUUGUUUUCUUCAUGUGCUUAUGCUCCGACAGUGGGAUGUUUUAAUCAGUGCUUGAAAGAAUUACAAGAUGAGGGAAAAAGGAUCGUUUAUAGGUUUCUAUCCAAUUUGCCCUAUGACAAGUGGACUAAUGCAUAUUUUAAAGAACAAAAAUACGGUGAAAUGCACUCGAAUGUGGCGGAUUCUUUCAAUUCAUGGAUUCAUCAAGCUCGACAUUUGCCCACUACGAAGACAAUUGAUUCAAUUAAGUUGAAGAUCAUGGAUUUGAUGUCAAGAAGGAGAGAACAAGCUAAGAAAUUGAAUACUUUUCUUUGUCCGGAGAUGGAUUUAACAUUAGUAAAUGCUCUUAAAAGUGGAAGAACUUGGUUGGUUAGUCGUUCAAAAUCUGAGGAAUCUGGGAGUUCUGCUGAGGAAGCCUACAAUCCGAGUGAUUAUAUUCUGUCAGCAGGUCAGGUUCAGCCCGUUGUAGGAUUGUCGGAGAGUGUAGAGCUGUGUAUGAUCCGAGGAGAUGGAUUUGAGCAGGGGACAGAUAAUUUGACGGCUAUGGAAGAGGACCUUGCCAACCUCCAACUUUUCAAUGACCAAGAUCCAAGGGACGCAGCAAUCAACUGGUUUGAUUAUGAGGAAUCAGCGGAGGCUACCGGGUGGUUGGAUGAUCAACUAGAUGUUAUGGAAGAGUUCCAACCAGAAUGA